This is a messenger RNA of Durotheca rogersii, 2544 nucleotides long. Its product is annotated as glycoside hydrolase family 81 protein. NCBI's taxonomy places the organism in Eukaryota, Fungi, Ascomycota, Sordariomycetes, Xylariales, Xylariaceae. Gene Ontology annotation, molecular function: endo-1,3(4)-beta-glucanase activity; glucan endo-1,3-beta-D-glucosidase activity. The coding region runs from base 1 to 2544 and encodes 847 amino acids. The transcript is spliced from 6 exons. Gene Ontology annotation, cellular component: cell surface. The record is from RefSeq and is a predicted model, not a curated record.
AUGUUAUUGUAUUCGAUACUAAUAUUAUUCCAGGUACACCUUGCGUUGACGGCGCGAAUAGAGGCGUUGCAAGGCCGGGUUGCGCCAUCGCGUGAGGAAGGACUAGGGGGACGAGAUGCUAUCCGAGAGGGCUUUGCUUCCACCUUCCGGAGGAUAAAUCCUCACUGUGAGGGUUACCAGACUCUUGCUGGCCCCAAGGGUGUUACGUCUUCAGUAGUUUUACAGAGCCCUCCAGCGUUUGGUCUUCAGCUCGACACAGCUGGUGCCGUCACCUCGCGGUUGAGCGUAAGUACGGCGGCCUUCCCACCCAACACAACAUCAAACCCGACGGCUGCUCGCCCGUCAUCUCCGCCCGAGACGAGUUUUCCGAGGACCUCCGUGAUGGGGCCGGCAGUCACUUUGCCGGACAUCUUCGGGGAGCCGAUUGCAACUGGCCCCCCGCCAUCGUCAUUCACGGUCCAGAAAGAGCACCCAGUACGCCGGCGUGGGAUUGCUGGCUCUGCACCCAUAGGCACGAAUAAAUUCUACGCCAACUUCUUCCUCGGCAACCAGACUGCACCCACGUAUGUACAUCCAUAUUCCGUCUCGUGGUCCAAGGGUCAAGGGGCCACUGGCAGUUGGGGACUAGCGAUUUCGCAUACCGAACUGAGCCAGAUUGUAUAUGGCCCGGCAUCACCGGAAACGGGCGCUGCCAAAUUCUUCUUUAACCCCGUUGGAAUCCAGUCGCUGUGCCUUUCAGCGGUAGAACUGGGACCGAGAACCGUCCUGACAACCGACGGCCUGACUGCGCAUUCAGCAAAUGUUAACCUGCACGUCAACUCCGAAGCCAGCCCCCUAGUAUCAUUCCCCUUAGUCCAGGGCAUGGGAUUCGUCACCGCGGUUUACAAAGGAGGGACCCCAGCUAUCAACUCUGGAGUUCGCUUCAAGGCCAUCACAAAGCCGACCCACGAACCGAGGCCGGGGAUAAGCAAAUUCGUGGUUCAUCUGGAAGACGGGAAACUAUGGCACCUCUACGCGCAUUCCUCAAAGGGCAACACCUUCGACUUAACCCUUAUCAACGACACCUUCGCAAAGGCAGAUACACCAUUUCACGGCAUUAUUCAGGUGGCGAAGGUCCCAGGUGGUGCAGAGACCGUAAUAGAUAAGGCGUCUGGAGCCUUUCCGACUGGCGUGACACUUUCCGGCAUGGCAUCCAGGUCGAAGGGCACGUACCAAUUCGCUUUCCGCAAGGCGGGGAUCUUGAACGUGACGCUUUUGAUGUACGCUCUGCCUCAUCACGUAGACUGUUUCGAUAAGGCCACCCACAAGGCUCUCUCGACAGCGAAGCUACAAACCACCACCAAGGGGUUGGCGAGAGGGGUGGUUGCCGAUUCGUGGACGUUGGUCGAGCCGAACAUGCCGGUUUCCAUGGGAUUUGCCCCCUGGGAUCCUGUCCACGGACCGAAAAGAACGUUGAGCCAGUCCGCAGUGGAGGCCAUCGACCCGGUGGCGGCGAAGGAACUGGCCGAGAGCGUCGAGCGUCAGUCAAACCAAAACUCGAUGUAUUUCAGUGGAAAGGCGCUCGCCAAAUUUGCCGGUAUAUGUUUCGUGGCAAGCGAGUUACUGAAGAACCGGACGCUUGCUCAGUACGGGUUGGCGAACCUCACGGCCGCGUUCAGCCGGUUCUCGGCGAACAAGCAGCAGUUUCCAUUAUACUAUGACGCUGUUUGGGGAGGUCUGGUCUCUUCGGCGAGCUACCUGUCUGGUGACGACGGCGCAGACUUUGGGAACGCUUAUUACAACGACCACCAUUUCCACUACGGCUACUUCAUCUAUGCCGCUGCUAUCAUCGGCUAUCUCGACCCGGAUUGGCUGACGAGACACAACAUCGACUUUGUCAACGCCUUAGUACGAGAUGUGGCCAACCCUUCCGUCUCAGAUACACACUUUCCCGUCUUCCGUAACUUUGACUGGUACCAUGGCCACAGCUGGGCCCAAGGGCUACAUGAAAGUACGGACGGAAAGGAUCAGGAGUCGAGUUCGGAAGACGCGAUGCACGCGUAUGCCAUCAAGAUGUGGGGGAGGACUAUCAAGGACGCGAAUAUGGAGGCUCGAGGUAACCUGAUGCUAUCCAUCAUCGCUCGCUCCCUAAACCAGUACUACCUCUACACCGAGGACAACGACGUAGAGCCGCCCAAGUUUGUGGGAAACAAGGUUGCUGGCAUCCUGUUUGAGAACAAGUGCGACCACACGACUUACUUCGGGGGGAAGAUCGAGUACAUCCAGGGCAUUCACAUGCUGCCGCUGAUACCCAGCACGAAACUCACCCGGCCAGCCAAGUUCGUCAAGCAAGAAUGGAGGACGUAUUUCGAUCGGGGACGGGCGGGCAGGGUGAAGGGAGGAUGGAGGGGGGUGCUGUACGGAAAUUUGGCGACGGUCGACCCCGAGGCAGCGUGGGAUUUCUUCACGCAGGAGGACUUCGACCCUGAGUGGCUAGACGGAGGCGCCUCGUCAACGUGGUACAUGGCGUACUGUGCAGCCCACCCCUUUUCCGAGAGCGCGUAG